AUGAACGGCAUCCGUGGCAACGAUGGCCCCGAAAAUACUGACCACGACAGCACUGGCCCAAACUCGAACGGGCAUUUGGUCUACAUUGGAAUGGAGCCGGGGGACAGGAUCUCACUUCGAAUUCAUAUCAGAGGUUCUUCUACUGCGCGCGUUUCAAGAGAUCGCAAAUUCUUUGUCAAUCAGCAGUCCAUGACAAUAGGGUACAACAACAAUGUAUCCAGGGCGCUAACCGCCGUCGCUGAGCUUGGUUGGUUCAAGGAUAUUGGUCUCUUCACGCAGAUCUGCAGAGCUCAACCUGUUCCGAUAGGGCCGGGCAUAGCCUUUGAUAACUGGGUAUCUGAGGUUCUAGCCACGAUUGUGGCACAUCACAACGCGCUUUGGCGCCAUAACGAUGGUACGCUGGUCUGA
Messenger RNA from Cucurbitaria berberidis CBS 394.84, 408 nucleotides. RefSeq lists its product as uncharacterized. Lineage: Eukaryota; Fungi; Ascomycota; Dothideomycetes; Pleosporales; Cucurbitariaceae. The record is from RefSeq and is a predicted model, not a curated record. The transcript has a single exon. Bases 1 to 408 code for a protein of 135 amino acids.